Molecule: messenger RNA, 594 nt
Organism: Chironomus riparius
Lineage: Eukaryota; Metazoa; Arthropoda; Insecta; Diptera; Chironomidae
Source: the annotation of a GenBank genome assembly
AUGGAGGAGUUAAAGGAACCAAUUAAAAGUGACUGGAAUGCCUUUCUAAGGUUUAUUUUAAGUGUCUUAGGAUUUAUAUUGUCGAUCGUGUAUCUCCUUUGUGGACUGUUCAUGCUUGUUCGUUUUUGGUUGAUCACUGACUUUUACUAUCUACUUUAUAUGAUCUCGACGAUUUUUAUUGGGACUUUGUUCAACAUUUUCUCUUGCAACCUGUUCCUGUACACAGAAGUGCCGACCAACAAGACAAUCUGGCCAUACUUUUGGUUCACACCAAUCACAAUAGUCUGGAAUAUUUUAGGAAUCAUUCAGCCAUUUACAACUCCUGGAUACUUCAAAACUUAUUCUCACAUCCCAAUUUUGACUUACAUGCAAGCAUUUUAUGAUGCUGAUGCUUACAACUCUACAGUCGUUUAUGAUCAUCCAUUCACGAGGAAAUAUAAGCAAAGUUCUCAGUUCUUUAAUAGUGACGAUGCUGUCAUUUCUGUUCUGUUUGUUCUUUUAGUUGUUCAAAUUGUAUUUUGGAUCAUGACAAUUAGUGCCUAUAGACCGAUACUCAAGAAUUAUAUUGAAAAUAAAAAUGUUAAAGUUCUCUAA